GUGGUGUCUCCUGUGGUGACAGGGUGGACCCUGGGUUCCUCGCCCCACAGCUGCAUUUUCCAGAGGCCUCCAGGAGGCUGCUGAUGCCUCCUACCAUUUGUAGACCGCCCAGCUGUACUGCAGUCUUGGGGCGCUGGCUCAGACCGUAGCCCAGCUCGAGCUUCUGACCUGCCUGUGGUGCACUUUCAUUUGUCCCGGGGGCUAGGCCGUGCGCAAGUGGGCGGUAGACCUGGUGCCACUUGCGCUGGCCCAACUUUGGGAGGGACCCAGGACAUGAAUUCAGUGCGUGGCGAGGCCGCGACAGGACUGUGCAGUUGGCGCGGCCAACUGCAGGAAGCCAUGCUUCAUUACACCCCUCAUGGAGGCUGGCACCCUCUCCCGACCAUUGUUACCCGCGGGCCAGUUCCCGAGGCCCAGGCCGUCAGAUGGUCUCUAGCGACCGGCCCGUGUCACUGGAGGACGAGGUCUCCCAUAGUAUGAAGGAAAUGAUUGGAGGCUGUUGCGUUUGCUCAGACGAGAGAGGCUGGGCCGAGAACCCGCUGGUUUAUUGCGACGGGCACGGCUGCAGCGUCGCGGUGCAUCAAGCUUGCUAUGGCAUUGUUCAAGUACCUACUGGACCAUGGUUUUGCAGGAAAUGUGAAUCUCAGGAGAGAGCUGCCAGAGUGAGAUGUGAGCUGUGUCCCCAUAAAGAUGGAGCUUUAAAAAGAACAGAUAAUGGGGGUUGGGCUCAUGUGGUUUGUGCCCUCUAUAUUCCAGAGGUACAAUUUGCCAAUGUUUCUACAAUGGAGCCAAUCGUUUUACAGUCUGUCCCACAUGAUCGUUAUAAUAAGACAUGCUAUAUAUGUGAUGAACAAGGAAGAGAAAGCAAAGCAGCCACUGGAGCUUGCAUGACAUGUAAUAAACAUGGAUGUCGACAGGCGUUCCAUGUAACAUGCGCCCAGUUUGCUGGGCUGCUUUGCGAAGAAGAAGGGAAUGGUGCAGACAAUGUCCAGUAUUGUGGCUACUGUAAAUACCACUUUAGUAAGCUGAAAAAGAGCAAACGGGGAUCUAAUAGGUCACAUGAUCAAAGUUUAAGUGAUUCUUCCUCUCACUCUCAGGAUAAACAUCAUGAGAAAGAGAAAAAAAAAUAUAAAGAAAAGGACAAACACAAACAAAAACACAAGAAGCAACCAGAACCGUCACCUGCCUUGGUUCCUUCUUUGACUGUUACUACAGAAAAAACUUACACAAGCACUAGCAACAACUCUAUAUCUGGAUCAUUGAAGCGCUUGGAAGAUACUGCAGCACGAUUUACAAAUGCAAAUUUCCAGGAAGUCUCUGCACACACCUCUAGUGGAAAAGAAGUUUCAGAGGCUAGAGGGUCAGAGGGCAAAGGGAAGAAAUCUUCAGCUCACAGCUCAGGUCAAAGGGGAAGGAAGCCUGGUGGUGGAAGAAAUCCAGGAACAACUGUGUCAGCAUCUAGCCCCUUUCCACAAGGCAGUUUUACUGGAACUCCAGGCAGUGUCAAAUCAUCUUCUGGAAGUUCAGUGCAGUCCCCCCAGGACUUCUUAAGCUUCACAGACUCAGAUCUGCGCAAUGACAGUUACACUCACUGCCAGCAGUCAUCAACCAAAGAUGCACAUAAAGGAGAGAGUGCAAGCCAGGAAGGGGGAGGGAAUGGUUUUACUUCUGUAGUCGGUCACCCUGUGACCUCAACUGUUACUUCACAGCCUAAAAGCUUUGAAAAUUCACCUGGAGAGUUGGGUAGUUCCAACCUCCCUACAGCAGGAUACAAGCGGGCUCAGACUUCUGCUAUAGAAGAAGAACCUGUAAAGGAAAAGAAACGAAAAGGAAAUAAACAAAGCAAACAUGGGCCUGGCCGACCCAAAGGAAACAAAAAUCAAGAGAAUGUUUCUCACCUCUCAGUUUCUUCUGCUUCUCCAACAUCAUCUGUAGCAUCAGCUGCAGGAAGUGUAACAAGCUCUAGUCUUCAGAAAUCUCCCACGUUGCUCAGGAAUGGAAGUUUGCAGAGUCUUAGUGUUGGCUCGUCUCCGGUUGGUUCAGAAAUUUCCAUGCAGUAUCGGCAUGAUGGAGCUUGUCCAACAACUACUUUCUCAGAGUUGCUGAAUGCAAUACACAAUGGUAUUUAUAACAGCAAUGAUGUAGCUGUGUCCUUUCCAAACGUGGUGUCUGGCUCAGGAUCUAGUACUCCUGUCUCUAGCUCUCACAUACCUCAGCAGUCAUCUGGGCAUUUGCAACAGGUGGGAGCGCUCUCCCCCUCAGCCGCGUCCUGUGUAACCCCUGCUGCUGCUACAACUCAGGCAAAUACCCUUUCUGGAUCUUCUCUUAGUCAGGCACCAGCCCAUAUGUAUGGCAGUAGAUUAAAUCCAAAUCCAUCCAUGGCAGUUCUCAUAGCUCAGUCUGAAAGCAACCAAACAGACCAAGAUCUUGGAGACAACGGCAGAAGCCUGGUUGGCCGGGGAAGCUCGCCCCGGGGAAGCCUCUCUCCAAGAUCCCCUGUGAGCAACUUACAGAUCCGCUAUGACCAGCCAAGCAAUAGUGGUUUGGACAAUCUGCCUCCGGUAGCAGCAAGUAUUGAACAACUUUUGGAGAGGCAGUGGAAUGAAGGACAGCAGUUUUUAUUAGAGCAGGGUACUCCUAGUGACAUUUUAGGAAUGCUGAAGUCAUUACACCAACUUCAAGUUGAGAAUCAAAGAUUAGAAGAACAAAUUAAAAACUUGACUGCCAAAAAAGAACGUCUGCAGUUGCUGAAUGCACAGCUUUCAGUGCCUUUUCCAGCAAUAACAACAAACCCUAGUCCAUCUCAUCAAAUCCACACAUUUUCAGCACAGACUGCUCCUCCUGAUUCCUUGAACAGCAGUAAGAGCCCACAUAUAGGAAACAGCUUUUUACCUGACAAUUCUCUUCCUGUAUUAAAUCAGGACUUAACUUCCAGUGGACAAAGCACCAGCAGCUCUUCUGCCCUUUCUACACCCCCUCCUGCUGGGCAGAGUCCAGCUCAGCCAGGCUCAGGAGUUAGUGGGGUUCAGCAGGUCAAUGGUGUGACAGUAGGGGCGCUAGCUGGAGGAAUGCAGACUGUAACGUCCACCAUUCCUGCUGUGCCUGCAGUGGGUGGAAUAAUUGGAGCUUUGCCAGGUAACCAACUGGCAAUUAAUGGCAUUGUAGGAGCUUUAAAUGGUGUCAUUCAGACUCCUGUCACCAUAUCCCAGAACCCUGCCCCCCUCAGCCACACCAGUGUCCCACCCAGUGCAGCACAUCCGAUGCCAGCUGCCGCAUUGACUAACAGUGCCUCGGGACUAGGACUACUGUCCGACCAGCAGAGACAGAUGCUGAUCCAGCAGCAGCAGUUCCAGCAGCUGUUAAACUCCCAGCAGCUCACGCCUGAGCAGCAUCAGGCCUUUCUGUACCAGCUGAUGCAGCAGCAGCAGCACCACCCACCUGAGCUCCAGCAGCUGCAGCUCCCAGGGCCCACGCAGAUCCCCAUCAACAACCUUCUUGCAGGCACUCAGGCGCCCCCACUUCACACGGCCACCACAAACCCCUUCCUCACCAUCCACGGGGACAGCACAAGCCAGAAAGUCACUAGACUGAGUGAUAAGACUGGGCCUGUAGCUCAAGAGAAAAGUUGACACUUGAAAAGCAUCUGAAGUGCCUCUGCUGCUGCUCUGCGCUUCACUGGCUGCUGCAGUGCCUGCCCCAGAUAGCAAGAGAGGCAGCGGGGACAUGCUCUUAGGAGGCUCUGAUUCAUUUUCUUGUUGCUUUGUUGCACUGAAAUGGAAUUCCUAUAUCCCCAUCCCCUACCAAAGUGUUUGAACUUUGGAAGAAAAAUUAAUAACUAACUUUUUUGUCAGUGAAAUAAUUCACAUGCAAUGAGUUUAUCAACGAAGAAAAUGUAAUGUGCUUGGUGCACAGCCAGCUUUGUUAUAAACUGGAGACACGAAUAGUAAAACUAAAGACUUAUUCCAUUGGCAAACCACUUGGUUUUAUUAUAAUAUGAAAUAUCUUAUUUGGGAGAGAGUGUGCUUGCUCCAUGGGGCAGAUCUCAAAUCUCGAGAACUGUCCGAUUUCUUCUCCUGGAGUUGUAUUCAUUAAGAAGUGAUUAUACAGGUCCUCGAGUGGGGCUUUGCAGAUGUUGUUUUAACACAUUUCUUACUAAUGAGAUUAGUACAUUUGGUGAUCAAAUUAGGAUGGAAACACCUGCUUUUGCUAACAGUAAUUUUCUUUUGCAAAAAAAGAAAGAAAGAAAGAAAGUGUUUUAAGAAAGUAGGUUUUUAAGUGUUAAAGCCUACUCUGUUUAAAGGGAUCUUAAGUUAAGCGAGUUCUGCGGCUGCUGCGAGAACCAGAGCAAUUGGAAGUGAAUAAUUUCUUUCAGAAAGAGACACCGAUGUGGAAACUGCUGGUAGGGUCUGGCCUUAAUCAAGUGCCUGUGGAUCCCUCCCUGGGCUGAAAGGGCCCUAGACAGCAGGGAAGACCACUUGUGCCAGCAGCCUUCCCCAUGUUUCUGCCUUUGCUGAGACUUUGUAGGGCACAGUAGAGAGCGCAGGCAGGCUGCUAACCCGGGUGACUGUCCACAAGGACACGGCGGGGGGGGGGGGGGAGAGCACGCGUGCUUGUUUAUGUCAUCAGCCUCUCAGAACUACCCAUCGGAACAAACGGGCCACCAUAAGUCCUGAAAACCUGUCUCACAGCCUUUCAGCUCUGGGGAGCCAUGCUCUUGAUUGGGCCAGUAUGGCAGACUGGGAGGUUCAACAAUUGGGGAUAUAAUCAUUGAUCUGUUUCUGAAAUACAUGAAUUACUAGUGGAAAAGUCCCAGCUGCAGUUGGACAGCUCCACUGUGUGCGAAGCUGCUCUGGAAGAACACGCUAGCUCUGCAGCCCGUCUCCUGGCGACAUUGCGCAUUCUUACCUCACUUCUGUAAAUACAGUUCGUGAAUCUGUUUUGUAAUGUGAAAAAUUCAUAAGAUUGAUAUUUUGAUUUGUAAUAUUUCUAAUUGGUAGAUUUAAUUGAAAAGUAAAAUUAAUUUAUUUUUAUAUGUUCAGGGGAAUUUUAAAGAAAGUCAAACCUUUUGUAGAUAAUUUAAGAGAAUCAGUGUGGUUUAUUUUACUUAUUUAACCCACUGGUUGUUAUUCUGUAACAAUUUGUAUAAAUGGUAAAUUUUGAAUGUGCUAUUAUUUUACUUAGAUGUAAAAUUCCACAUGUAUUAAAAUGUACAAAGUUUUUGUUAAUAAAAUUUAAUGAUGUUUAUA
Meriones unguiculatus (Mongolian gerbil) is the source of this 5246-nucleotide messenger RNA. It is a transcript of the gene Mllt10, whose product is annotated as MLLT10 histone lysine methyltransferase DOT1L cofactor. The transcript is spliced from 23 exons. Gene Ontology annotation, molecular function: histone binding; nucleosome binding. Lineage: Eukaryota; Metazoa; Chordata; Mammalia; Rodentia; Muridae. The record is from RefSeq and is a predicted model, not a curated record. The coding region runs from base 426 to 3629 and encodes 1067 amino acids. Gene Ontology annotation, biological process: regulation of transcription by RNA polymerase II. Gene Ontology annotation, cellular component: nucleus.